GACGAAUUUCUGAUUAAAGGGAACGCUCUCGUUUCUCAUUGGGCAUUGUUCCUGAUUCAAGAUGGCAGCCUUCAUGUGGAGACGUGCUUUUCCAUUGCUAAGAAGGGUUUCACGAUUUUCUCUUCACAAUUCUUGUCAGUCGACUCGUCGUUUGUAUUCUGCGGGUGACACCAACACAGAAAAACAACUGGAGGUUCGCAAGGCGACAUAUCCCCUGAUUAUUCCACCAGUAUAUGCGAAAACGGCAGAGGCAGAAGAAUACCGAAAAAAAUUGAUCAUUCAAAGAAUAAACGACAAGCCAACUGCCACGGAAAUGAUCCACGAAUUGAGUAAGGUCCAAAACUGGCAUUACACCAUACACCCUUCUUGCUUUCAUUACAGUUUCCUGGAUUUUUAUAAGCAUAUUGUGAAGACACUCAUGGUGGAAAAUCUUCCAAAGCAGACAAUGGAGUUGGCAGGUACUCCUGUGGUGGAACAGUCUAUGGAAAUGUUGAAACCACACAUCAUUGAUUGCAUUCUUCAGGAGCAGCUCUACCUGUACAGACACAAAGGAAAAUUAGCGAAACAAGAGAAUGUUGCUGGUAAACAGACUAUGGAGAAUAUAAUGCGAAUUUUAUUGACAGGACUUGCCGGUGACUAUCCACAUCUAAGGGAUUCGCAAAUAGACCAAGAUGUUCAGGUUCAAUCGUUUUGGAAGCGUGAAGAGACCAGAUUUCAGUUCACUGGAAAUCCGUUAUUUCUAAUCCGAACGAAAGACCCACUUCCUGAGUUCAUUAGCAAAGAGGAUGAGCUUUCUGUUGGUGAAGUACCAUUGUGGUCCUAUGCACCUGAGAAUGUCAGUGUCUUCAAGCAACACAUUAACCCUGUGUGCUUUCCUGGAUUUAAAACUGGUAAUCCAUUCACCUAUGGUCAUACUCAGAUCUACACGUCUACAUUCAGUCGGACAAGAUGCGCUAAAGAUCAAAUUUUAGAAGAGGUGUUACAAGGGUUUGGAAUGUCAUCUUCAUUUGGAUGGCUGAAUGGCCUAGCGUUGUAUCAGAUGAAUAAUCCUUACAGAGACUUGAAACAUCCAAUGACCUGUCAGACAAUUGUCACAAAUGGUUGUCAGUUUUCAUUCUUCUGUUAUCAGCUGAAUACCAUGGGACUGUCCAGUCAAUCAGCUGAUAAUCCAUUGCGUAAUGUUUGCUGGUACAGUCCGGACAUGAAGCUGUAUGGAGACAUACAAGAUGGAAGGAUCAUAGACUUCAAUAAUGACGUCCUGAAACUGGUUAUUGCCUUUUUGUUGAACCGAACAUGCCCUUUGGAAGAAUAACUAAACACUUUGAAUUGUCCAUUGUCCAAUGGUGAGCAAGUGCUUUCUUCUUGCACAAUGAACUGAACCUAUCUUUUCAAAGCACAGGUAAAUAAUUGCACUCUACAAUUUCAUGAGAAUUUUUUGGAAAAAGCUAUACCGGUAUUAUUUAUAAGCAUUUCAUGGUUCAAUGUUUCUUCAGCAUUAAUGAGUUGAUUUGUUUGAAACUCUCUAACAUAUCCACUAUUGUAAGUCAGAUAGAUCUUUUUCUGGUGUUCUUUUGAAUUUACAAACUUGUUCAUCUUCUGGUUAUAAUUACAUAGACAUGUGCAUCCAUAAAAUAUAUCUGCCAGGUUCUUAAAUGCAAUGAAAAGAUUUUUGUCUUUAACUCUAACCCCAAAGGAUGUGCCAACAGUCACUCUGAAAUUGGGGGAUUCUUGAUCUUCCUUUGUAGGCUGUAUUCUAAGCAGGUUGCAGAAGAUAGAAAGGUUGUUUUACUUCAGGUGGUUACAACUUUAUGUUCAGUGUCACGUUGGGUCUAAUGUCAAGAGUGACAUUGCAUAUUAUUAACACAAGAUCCUCAUGCUAACUAUUUUGUGACAAAAUCUUCACCAAGUCGUGAAGUUUUAUUUUGUGAGUUUGUCAACAAAGUGAAAUGCUAAAGAUUAAAAUAUUAGACCUAACCUUUUCUGCAUAAACAUUUUCACAAUCCAAAACGGAUUGUAGGUGACAUUGUCUGUUCAGAAAACCAGGAUUUAUGUCAAAACCUUCCUUGCACACUGUACUUAUUUGUAUGCGCUAUAAUGUUGCCAUUUGUGAGUAGCGUAUCGAAACCAUAGACCUCCAUAGUUGUUAGUAAUGUUAACAAUAAAUUGUGAAAACAGACGCACUCA
This is a messenger RNA of Acanthaster planci (crown-of-thorns starfish), 2184 nucleotides long. RefSeq names its product mitochondrial ribosomal protein S30 (gene mrps30). Lineage: Eukaryota; Metazoa; Echinodermata; Asteroidea; Valvatida; Acanthasteridae. Gene Ontology annotation, molecular function: structural constituent of ribosome. Gene Ontology annotation, cellular component: mitochondrial large ribosomal subunit; mitochondrion; ribosome. Gene Ontology annotation, biological process: translation. The record is from RefSeq and is a predicted model, not a curated record.